Cyprinodon tularosa is the source of this 5379-nucleotide messenger RNA. RefSeq names its product fibroblast growth factor receptor like 1a (gene fgfrl1a). The transcript is spliced from 7 exons. Gene Ontology annotation, cellular component: plasma membrane. Bases 28 to 1494 code for a protein of 488 amino acids. The record is from RefSeq and is a predicted model, not a curated record. NCBI's taxonomy places the organism in Eukaryota, Metazoa, Chordata, Actinopteri, Cyprinodontiformes, Cyprinodontidae. Gene Ontology annotation, molecular function: fibroblast growth factor receptor activity; fibroblast growth factor binding.
UCUCUCUCCAUUUAAAAAAAAUCCUAAAUGGAGUUUUUGUGGAUUUGUCUGCUGCUGGAGGUGAUCAUGAUGUCCAUGGCUGCCAGAGGUCCUCCCAAGGUUUCAGAGAAGGUGAACCCUCGUCAGAGUGUCCGACUGGGUCGCACAGCCAAGCUGCCUUGCCCUGUGGAAGGAGACCCGCUCCCCAUCAUGAUCUGGUCCAAAGACGGUCGAAAUAUCAACGGUGGCUGGACCCGGUUCAAGGUGUUGCAGCACAGCCUUCGCAUAAAGGAAGUGGAGACGGACGAUGCAGGCACCUACAUCUGUAGGGCUAUCAAUGGGUUUGGCAGCGCCAACAUUAACUACACCCUGAUUGUCAUAGAUGACUCCAGCGUGAGGAAUGGAGCUGGGGAACCUACAGGGGACUCUGUGCACCCCCCAGACCUGGCAGGGAAACUAGUUCGUCCUCGUUUCACCGAGCCGGCAAAGAUGAGGAGACGAGUCAUCGAGCGUCCGGUGGGCAGCUCUGUGCGCCUGAAGUGCACAGCGAGUGGAAACCCCAACCCAGAUAUCGUCUGGCUGAAAGACAGCAAGCCUCUGGUGGAUGAGGAAGGGGGCGAGAGGAAGAAGAAGAGGUGGACCCUGAGUCUAAAGAACCUGACGCCCGAGCACAGUGGAAAGUACACCUGCCAUGUCUCCAACAAAGCUGGGGAGAUCAACGCCACCUACAAAGUGGAAGUCAUACAGCGAACCAUCUCCAAACCGAUACUAACCGGCACCCACCCUGUCAACACCACCGUGGACUACGGUGGAACCACGUCUUUCCAGUGUAAAGUCCGCAGCGAUGUCAAGCCUGUCAUCCAGUGGCUAAAAAGAGUCGAACCCGGUGAUGAGAACAAAUUCAACUCCACCAUCGAGGUCGGAGAGUACCGCUUCGUGGUGCUGCCCACAGGAGAGGUUUGGUCCAGACCAGAUGGUUCAUACCUCAACAAGCUGCUAAUCAGCAGAGCCAAGGAGGAGGAUGCUGGGAUGUACAUCUGCCUGGGAGCAAACACCAAGGGCUACAGCUUCAGGAGUGCCUACCUCACCGUGCUGCCAGAUCGGAAAUCUCAGCCCAGCUCCAUCCCGCCUGUUCCAUACCAAAGCCUUCCAUGGCCCGUCAUUAUCGGCAUCCCGGCAGGCGUGGCCUUCAUCCUAGGCACCGCUCUCCUCUGGUUCUACCAAUCAAAACGUACAUGCACCUCUUCCUCCUCUGCUCUCCCCGCCGCUCAGCGUUUACCUGCAGCCAGCCGCGAUCGCGCCUGCCCAGCGCUCCCCGCACCGCAGACCACCGCAGACAAAGACUCCCUCUCGUAUGAGGAAUACCUCGCCCAUCAACAGCUGCUCCUGGCUCAGGGAGGGGCUGGUCUGGCUCCCAAGGUCUACCCAAAGAUCUACACGGACAUCCACACGCACACCCACUCGCAUGUUAACGGGAAAGUUCACCAGCAUCAGCACAUUCACUACCAGUGUUAGCAGUGAGCACAGAGGCUACAGUGUCACAUUUCAACCUCUUUGGUGGACAUGUCGGUGUGCAUGCAGAUGCAGUCAUAACAUGAAAAUCAGAGCAAAGAACAUGGAAGAGACCCUGCAACUCCGCUCCAGACGUGUGACUGUUAACGGACCUAAGGCUGAUGUACUGGAGGACAUAAGGAAAUCCUACCAAAGCAAUAGCAGAUGGUUCUGUGCUGUCUUUACACAAGCACAGCUUCCUCUGAGAACUUGGGGCAGACAGCAUGCUAACACCACCAACGGCUCCUGGCACCAUCUGGCUACGCAGCAUCCUUCUUUAACAUCAACCCAACUGUGAUGGAACAGCAGCAACAAGCUGCUCCAGUUUAACUUUGGAGCAUGAAGCGCUUCACCUCAUUUGAACACGCUUAACUCCUACAGAGUUUUAUACCUUUGAACACUCUAAGGAGAAGUCUCAUGAAAGUAUUCACACCUUUUGACCUUUUUAUACAUUUUUUGAUACGAACUUCUUACAUGCUAUUAUAACUGUGAAGUGGAAGAAAAAUGGAGUAGAAUACAAUCAUACCCAUUAUUGUUAGCUGAUAACAUCUGAAAGUGUGACGUGCAUUUGGCCUCAUUCCUCUCCACUCCAAACCCCAUAACGCUUUAACAUAUUCCCCUAUUGAAACAUGGUGGUGGCAGCAUCAUGAUGUGGGAAUGCUUUCCCUCAACAGGGACAGGGAAGCUGAUCAGUUUUUAUGAGGAAAUGGAUGGAGCUAAAAUCCAGGACCAUCGUGGAGGAAAAGCUGUUAAAGGCUGCAGAAGAGCUGGGACUGGAGGGAAGCUUCACCUUCCAACAGGACAACCACCCUGAACAUUCAGCCAGAGAUAUGAUCGGUAGAUUCACCUGGUAAAGAAGCCCUGCUGCAUUUACUGAGGAGAAGGGAAAAUUAUGCAAAAACAAGCUGUAGUUUAAAGGUCUUGAUUGUAAGGUAUGAUUAAAACAUUCGUUUUUGACUCAUGCCACACACAAAAAAAAGUUUAAGGGGAGUGAAUACUUUUGUGAGGCUCCUGAUAUAUGAGGUUAUGGUUCAUCUUUUAUCCAAAAAGCUGUUUUCCACAAGCCUGUUUGAAGUAAGUUUUAUGAUCAUAUUGGAUUCAUUUUGGCCUGAAUCUCAGACUAAACCCAUCUGAGCCAAAACAAACUGCUGUAUCUCCAAUGAAGACAGAACCAGGCUCAGCUUUUCAGUCUGAAAAAAUCCAAAGCUGCAGGGUGAUUCCUCAUUAGGUCCAUCUUCAUCCAAACAGCUGGUGGACUGAUCUAAAAUACCUUUGCAGUAGUAAGCUUCAGAUUUGUUGCAAAGAAGCUGACAGAACCUGUCAGCAAUCGGAGUGAUUUCCUCCUUUCUGCUGCAACAUCUCCUGUUCUGCUCAGUCUGAUCCUCAAACAUCACGGUGAUGAAUGUCAAAGUCUUUUAGUAAUUCCUUCAACAUUUCAUUGAUCCUUGGAGAAUUUAAACAGCUUCAAACUGAUGGACUUAAAAGGUUUUUUAUUGUUUUUCUUUUUAUUCUUUACCUUCCUAAUGGGGUCUAUUGUAUGAUGAAUAAUUUAAAGUCCAAGAGACUUAGUUUUUUGUUUUGUGAAAAUUAAAUUAACUUGUUAAAUUGCAGACCCACUAAUAACAAACCCAAGAAAUGAAUCAGUAAGUUCUGCUUAAUUUAAGUGCUAUGCAUUAUUUUCCCUUUUUUUUCUUUUUUUAACAUACUUUGUCCAUGGCACAUUUUUGAGCUGUUUUUGACCUAGUGGAUAGAAAUUUGGAAAUUUUGCUUUCAGAUUUAUUUUCAUUUUCUUUCAUUUAAUUUCUGUUUUCUUAGUUAAGUCAUUCUCUAGGGCCAAAAGAAACACAAUACAACAAAUAAUCACAUCCAGAACAUAAUAAAUACAUAUUUGCCUUCAAAUUUAUAUAUUUCAUGGUUUAAAUUUUAAUAUAAAUAAUUAAUUAUUGCAUUCCAACCAUUAAUCCAAUCAUUAAUCGAAUAUUUUUUUCCCUAGAAGAUCUAAAUAAAUAAAUAUUUAAUUAUUAAUUUAAACCCAGAUGUAUUCUUUUAAAAUUAUUUGAGGUGAUUUUCUGUAUUUGGAUUUUCAAAUCAAACAUUUAUUAUAUUAAAGGUACAAAUAUCCCCAAAAAUUUAAAUUUUAAGCAAAUAUUUUCAAUGAUUUAAGUUCCAUAUUAAUGCUGAUGAUUUAGAUAAAAUUCUAGUUAAUACAAAAAAAAAACAAUCUUAAGUCAACUUUCUAAAGCUGGAAAUUUUUAUUGAAUUGUUUUUAAUUAAAUUCCUCCAUCAUAAAUGUAUUUUAUCACUCCUUAUUGAGCCUCAUGUCGACUCUAACUUAUGAUUACAUACUGGAUGAAUUGUAGAGCAAUUAGCUUCUCUACAGCAGCGUUGGCUCAACCCACAUGUUUCCGUUUUGUAUUCCAUCUGAUAUACAUGAAUAUUUCUUUAUGCAUUAAACUUUAGUGCUUUUGGCCCUUGAUAAUCCAACAUCUCUUCAAUGCGUUGCAGAUUUUAGAUAAAACUUGAACCAUUUUUAUUCUCACUAAGUGACUUAAUUUCAGACGCAUCUGUGGUCCUUUUAGAUCAAGUCAAGCCAGUUUAAUGAAGCAUGAUCACCUGUGAGAGGGAAGCUGCUCUGAGUAAAAUCAGAACAAAACGUGUCAAACUUUCAAAGGAACUUUUGUACUUUUUCAACUCUAAGGCUCCAUUCAGCUGCGUUUCUCUGUAGUUUCUGCGUGCGCUCAUCAUGAGACAGAGAUGAUGGCAUGAAUUUCUCCAAAGACAUUUGAAAGAGAAAAACUAAAGCUAACAAAAAUAUUAAAAUGUGCUUAAGGGUAAUGUGAAAAGCCAAUAUUUUUCAGUGCAAAUCUUCCUGAGGGUAAAAACCACAUCUACAAGAACCUUAGAGGGGCGUUCCUGUCAUCACUCUGCAGGAAAUUAUGGACUGGAAUCAUCUGGUACCUCCAAGUUUUAAGGAUUUUUUUUACUUUUCUUCUUUUUUUUUUGCACAGCUCUUCAAACUAAAGAAGGAUAUUUUAGAAAUAUAUUUUUUAUAAAUAAUGCUUAUAAUACUGUUUAUUUUUACCUUAUGUUAUCUGUUUGUCAGGUCUUUAGACACAUCAUCCAACCAAUACUCUCUACCAUUAAGCUCUGCACUGACUGCUGCCUUAGCAAGCCGAAAAUUGCAGGCCGACUCUUUUUACAACCCACCAAUUAACGAUAUGCUCGACUGCAAGCAGCUUCUAAAAUGUUAGAUUUCUUCUUCCUGUUGGAUGUUUUUUGUGCCCUAAUUUUUUAUUUAAAAGAAAUUCUUCAACCAGGAACAUUUUCAUGGAAAAUGUUUGUACUUCCAAAAAUAUAUAGAUAUAUAUAGAUAUAUAUUGACCACUUUUAGUUAGUUUUCUUAUCAGAUUACAGUCUGUUACUGGUUAGAGCUAAUGGCAAAUUGUGUCUAAGUGAACUCACCACUAAUACCCACAUGGAAUAAGAUGAGAGUUAUAGAUUUCUUGAAAAAAAAGUUUAAGCUUCACCUACAAACCAGGACAAAAUGUAUGAUCAAGAUUUUUUAAAAAGGAAGGUGUGUUUUUAAUUUAUUUUUUGGUUUAUUUUUCCAUAUAACGGGGCAUUAUACUGCAUGAAUGGAUAUUGUGUUAUAGUCAUAAUGGGAGCUUUGUAGCCUAUAUUAUGUUAAUGUUACUGUAAGAUAAUGUACAUGUUCUGACAAAUUAUACAAUUUUUAUUGAUUAUCUUCAUAAUGACAAUCCUGUACAGAUCUGGCAUAGUUUAUAGAUUAAAAACGGUUUCCUGUUGCAUUAUAAUUAUGUUUUUGGUGCCAUUAAAACAUGAAAAGCU